Messenger RNA from Annulohypoxylon maeteangense, 2112 nucleotides. RefSeq names its product tetrapyrrole biosynthesis, 5-aminolevulinic acid synthase. Lineage: Eukaryota; Fungi; Ascomycota; Sordariomycetes; Xylariales; Hypoxylaceae. Gene Ontology annotation, cellular component: mitochondrion. Bases 99 to 1964 code for a protein of 621 amino acids. Gene Ontology annotation, biological process: heme biosynthetic process. The transcript is spliced from 2 exons. Gene Ontology annotation, molecular function: pyridoxal phosphate binding; 5-aminolevulinate synthase activity. The record is from RefSeq and is a predicted model, not a curated record.
CACCACAGAACCCUCUUUUUUCUUCCAAGUGUUUUGCCCCAAUCAAUUGGUAAAAAACAACUCUGGAUUCUGGUUUUCCCAGUUGAUCACCCCUCAUCAUGGACGCUGUCCUUCGUCAAUCCAAGGCUAUGUGCCCCUUCUUGAAGAAGGCCUCCCCCGCCACCCUCCGCGCUCUGUCCACCUCGACCCGUCCCCAAACUUCUCCAUGCGGUGGCACCAUCUCCAAGUUGCAGCUGCUCGGCCAGCGCUGCCCUGUCAUGGGCAAGGCGCUGGCCAUACAGUCUGCUAGAGGAGUUGGAAGGACUCCAAUUGGUAGCGCUUCUACCGCUAUGGCAGGGAUUCGUCAUCACUCCGCUUCGUCAAAGCCGGGUAGAGCUAGAAUUCACACCAGCCGCUCUCACGAAGCCAGAGCUGUUGACACCUCUGUGUUUCCUCGCGAAUCAGUGCAAUUCCCACCAGCCGUUCACGCCAAUCGCAAAGCCAAUGCGCCUACUCGGGUUGGGGAGUCUCGUGGCGCAAAUGCCAAAUUCGAUUACGAUGGCUUCUAUCAGGGGGAGCUUGACAAAAAACACAAGGAUAAGUCGUAUCGUUACUUCAACAACAUCAAUCGGUUAGCCAAGGAGUUUCCUCAGGCUCACGGGGCUAAGAGGGAGGAGCGAGUAACCGUGUGGUGCUCUAAUGAUUACCUGGGAAUGGGCCGGAACUCUCAGGUUUUGCAACAGAUGCACGAGACUUUAGAUGAAUAUGGUGCUGGAGCAGGCGGGACGAGAAAUAUCUCCGGCCACAACAGACAUGCAGUCGAACUCGAGGGAGCUAUAGCAAAGCUGCACUCUAAAGAGGCAGCACUUGUCUUUAGUUCCUGCUACGUCGCUAACGAUGCGACUCUUGCGACUCUCGGGAGCAAGCUACCGGAAUGUGUCAUUUUAUCUGACAGUCUGAAUCAUGCGUCCAUGAUCCAGGGUAUUCGCCAUUCUGGAACCAAGAAGAUUGUCUUCAAACAUAAUGACUUAGAAGACCUCGAAGCUAAACUGGCUUCUCUACCGCUCGAUGUGCCUAAGAUCAUCGCAUUUGAGUCCGUUUACAGCAUGUGCGGUUCAAUCGGACCGAUCGAAGGGAUAUGUGAUCUUGCCGAUAAAUAUGGUGCUAUCACAUUUCUCGACGAAGUUCAUGCAGUUGGCAUGUAUGGCCCGAGCGGCGCCGGUGUUGCUGAGCAUCUUGAUUUCGAGGCCCACCAACAGGGUAAACCCCAAGGAACUAUUAUGGAUCGAAUAGAUAUUAUAACUGGAACUCUUGGCAAGGCGUAUGGAUGUGUCGGUGGUUACAUUGCGGGAAGCGCGAAGCUUGUGGAUAUGAUUCGGUCCCUUGCUCCAGGCUUCAUUUUCACGACCUCUCUUCCGCCGGCUACUAUGGCAGGCGCCACAGCUGCCAUCGAAUAUCAGAUGGAUUAUAAUGGAGACAGAAGACUCCAACAACUCCAUACGCGUGCUGUUAAAGAAGCAUUAGAUGCUAGGGACAUCCCUGUCAUCCCUAACCCUUCACAUAUCGUUCCGAUUUUGGUCGGAAAUGCUGAGCUUGCAAAGCAAGCCUCAGAUAUGUUGCUCAACGAUUACCAAAUUUACGUACAGUCUAUUAACUACCCAACCGUACCAGUUGGUCAGGAGCGCUUAAGAAUCACUCCGACCCCAGGUCACACCAAGGAAUAUCGUGAUCAACUCGUCGACGCUGUCGAUGAGAUCUGGUCAAAGCUUGGUAUCAAGCGAACCUCCGAGUGGGCGGCUGAGGGCGGUUUCAUCGGUGUUGGUGAAGCCGGAGUCAACGUUCAGGAUCCUCUGUGGACUGACGAACAACUUGGAAUCGAUCAGGAAGUCGCCAAUGAAAUCAAGAAGUCUAAGCCAGCCAAUGGCUUCAUGGAAACUCUUCUCGAACGCGAGAACCUGGCUAAGGCCGUGAGCACGACUGCCUAAUCGUAUUCUUAGUCUCAUUGGAGACGGAUACGCAUCGCAAAAGGGGAGCUCAUCGGACCUAAACCACGUUCUUUCGAGCGUAGCGGGAGAUUUGGAAAGACUGCGAUCUUCACAUCUGAUCUGAUUCGAAUUUUAACUCGUGCUGUGU